Molecule: messenger RNA, 3577 nt
Organism: Astrephomene gubernaculifera
Lineage: Eukaryota; Viridiplantae; Chlorophyta; Chlorophyceae; Chlamydomonadales; Astrephomenaceae
Source: the annotation of a GenBank genome assembly
ACCAAACCUAAGCCCAUAGAAACACCCCUAUUGCGUAACGGUAGCAGUCUCAGUGAUAUCCGCAGUGGGGCCCGCAGCCAUUCCCAGUUUAUUCUUUGUAGGACGUGGUCCGUGCCGCCGCUAUUUUGCAUCCACAGCGGUUGAGGGGAGAGUCGUAAGCUGAACCAACAUGGGGAAGUGCAAGGGCAAGAAGCAAGACGACACCUGCUGCACCAACAACGCCCAGUCUGGCUUGGAUAACCGUGACAGGCAUCAGGGCCAGGCAGCCAGUACCAGCACCAGUAACGGAGGUGGCGAGAAGACGUGCAAGGGCGAGAAGAAAGACGGCGAGCGCUGCACCUACAAGGCCCAGCCUGACUCGGACUACUGUCGCGUGCAUCAGCAGGGCCAGGAAGCCAGCACCAGUAACGGAGGUGGCGAGAAGACGUGCAAGGGCGAGAAGAAAGACGGCGAGCGCUGCACCUACAAGGCCCAGCCUGACUCGGACUACUGUCGCGUGCAUCAGCAGGGCCAGGAAGCCAGCACCAGUAACGGAGGUGGCGAGAAGACGUGCAAGGGCGAGAAGAAAGACGGCGAGCGCUGCACCUACAAGGCCCAGCCUGACUCGGACUACUGUCGCGUGCAUCAGCAGGGCCAGGAAGCCAGCACCAGUAACGGAGGUGGCGAGAAGACGUGCAAGGGCAAGAAGAAAGACGACGAACGCUGCACCUACAAGGCCCAGCCUGACUCGGACUACUGUCGCGUGCAUCAGCAGGGCCAGGAAGCCAGCACCAGUAACGGAGGUGGCGAGAAGACGUGCAAGGGCAAGAAGAAAGACGGCGAGCGCUGCACCUACAAGGCCCAGCCUGGCUCGGACUACUGUCGCGUGCAUCAGCAGGGCCAGGAAGCCAGCACCAGUAACGGAGGUGGCGAGAAGACGUGCAAGGGCGAGAAGAAAGACGGCGAGCGCUGCACCUACAAGGCCCAGCCUGACUCGGACUACUGUCGCGUGCAUCAGCAGGGCCAGGCAACAGUUGACGAGGGCAUUGCUGCUGGCGCUAAACCCAACAGCCGGUUACCAACGGUUGUGAAUGGCAGGAUCUGCGCAGAGACUCUUGCUGGAAAUCUGGAGGACAUUGCCAAGGACUACGGUGUGGGGACAGGCAACGCCCUGCUCGUGGUUGUCAUGGGGGAGAUGGUCGAUGACCCAUCAGAGCUACGAGCACAGGUGCCUAAGGGGCCUGGGAACUACAUUUGGACCAUCAGAGCCCCGCGCGCAAAGAACUGGGUUCCGGUGUACUGUGGUAAAGCCAACUCCCUUACAGACCGCUUCACGAGCUACAUCAACAUGGACGGAACCUUUGGGCCAAGGAGCGAGCUGGCAAAGUACUGGCCAAUGGUAGAUGCCAUGAGCCGUGGCUUCAGCAUUGAGAUCAGGUUUCGCCCUACUCGACUGGGCGACGCCAUGAAGUCCGAAGCUGACACGCUAGACCGCUACGACUUCCCCCUGAACACGGUGAACAACAACAAGGCACGGGAGAUCAUGCUGACCGGUGGCAAACGGAUGUCUGAUUACGACAUCAAGCACCCAAAGCUGGCGGAGCUCGGACAGAAUGCUCGGGGCGUGGUCGCGUACGGCGCGUGAUCCCGUCCAAGGGCGGGCGGCACAAAAUAAAGUGGUACAUCGGCUGCUUUGCUCAUGGGAUGAAGAUGAUGGUGAUGAUGCAGUUGUCGUUGGGUUGCAUUUUCCCAAAGCUGCAGGAUCGUUACGUACGGCAGCGUGCGACGACAUUGGCACGGACAAAUGUGUACAGCUUGAUGGUAUCUGUCCGACAUGAAGUGUGAAGGACAGUGGCAAUAGAUGGAGAUCUCCGCCAUAAGGCUAAAUGCAUCUUUCCGUGCAGAAUAGGCGUGCUCGUGACUUGUACCUAUCUUAUCUGUGCCCGCUGUGAAUGUUCGGGAGUCUAACUGUGGGCGUCUAGGGAAGACAUACUUUCAAAGGUCGUGAAAAUUCCUGCGGGUGACUCUUCCUGUCGUACGACCGCCCUACAGUGCAUCCUAGUGGCUUUGUGCGCUAACAGUUACCUUUUGGCGCCAGCUAUACCGUUGGCUGCUAUUGUCCAAGCGUAUGUUCCAUGCGUGCUUACAAGUACUUGGGGUAUGUUUGUUUGGGGUCGAGGGUGAGGCCAGGGUGUCAGCAGCAUAGUUCGCAGCAGUUGAAUAACAAAUGCAUUUACGGAGGUUCGUUGUUGCAGUCUUUAGGCAGUGAUUGUCUAGGAAGAAAAUUUGAAUGCCAUGACUGCUUCUACGGUGUCAUCGAGAAUCCCAUACCGCAUUCUGUGAGCUCGACCGCUGCUGUACACACGUCCUUGAGUGAUCUGCGGCUUAGCAGUGUUGGGACGCUAAGCAUCCUAUCGUGUUAUCUUUUGGCUCCAUGUUAUUAGCGUUAUCCCUGCAAGCUAGCGUUGUAGACGUGUUUGGAGUGGGUGGUCUGGCUUCUGGCCGGGUCUAACAUUUUUCCACGCUGGCCCAGCAAGUACCUGGCGUGUCUUCGUUUGGGGUCGGGUCGUUCAACGGGGUAAACCUGUUUAACGCUGCCGGUGAACAUUCCGGAUGCUUAUGCAAGCUAUAUACCAUAAAAUAUGUUUGUGCCGUACGUCUUGCCAUGCGUCUUUAGGAGUUGGCUCUGGCAGGAGGACGGAAAUAGAUUUUUGGUGAAGUCCUUGUGGUUGCCUUAACAGGACGUGCUGGCGUAGCGUGCAUUCAUGAUUCAGGACUGAGGGUUCGCACGCUUUUGCUUGGGCCUUAGCUGUUGGUAGCUGCUCUUAGUGGCAUAUGCGUAUGUGGCGCUUUUCAUGUCGAGUACAUUUGUCUAGCUAGGUUGGUUACUUUCCGUUAAGAAUUGAUUUCCAUAUUUAAGAGUGACGGUGGCUGUUGAGGCAAUGGGCAUGUGUAGCGAUGCGCGGAUACUAGCCUCAGCAGCGGCACCUGGUUUAGGGCCCUCCUGUCACUCAUGCCGGAUGUGCUGCCAUGUGGAUUCCACCUCAGGGUUUUCUGAUGUUCCCCCUACCUAAGAUCGUAUCAACCAGUACGGGAAUGACAGCGCUAUCUCGCAUGCUGUCGUAUUGGGUAGGACCGUUGGCGGUUAGGUUUUGUUUAGGCUUCAAUAGUAUUUUGGGCUUGCGAUACAGCCCCUUCCGUUGUUGUUUCCUAGUGUGUUUCCAGUUAGCUGUGAAGGCUAGAUAGGUCUGACCUGGAUUCCGCAGGACCUAAGCGCGUAGGUAGUGUCUUCAUGGCCAAAUGGGCACUAUCGCCAUAGGAUUGGGAGAUCUGGCUUAGUGCACCUUUUGCCAUUACUUGUGCAGUUGCAAUUCAUAAAAGACUCCGUGUUCGGAUAGUAGCCGAAGAGCUGGCAGGUUGUCCCCAUUCAGGGAAUGUUGCGCUUAGGAGGCUGCCAUGUGCCUAGCGGUUGAACUAGAUUGAACACAGACGGGUCAUCCUUAGCUUUUGCUGUCCUGGAUUGUUGCGUGGCAGCGGGUGCGUGGUUUCCAACCUGGUGCCCAUGAGAGGUACGCCCAAAUUGUAACGCUUGUCUUAG